AUGAACAUCCAGGAGGAUGUUCAAUCCCAAAAGCAUCAGCCAGUGAUAUUAAUCUGCAGAAAAUGUCAUACAGAGAGUGAAAUAAAAUCUAGAUAUCCAAUUGAAUACAGAGAAUGUGAAUACAUAGUAAUAUACAAGAGAAAGACUAAAAUUGUGGUGGUUUCUGAUGCUCAGUGA
Nyctereutes procyonoides (raccoon dog) is the source of this 177-nucleotide messenger RNA. RefSeq names its product DNA-directed RNA polymerases I, II, and III subunit RPABC4-like. NCBI's taxonomy places the organism in Eukaryota, Metazoa, Chordata, Mammalia, Carnivora, Canidae. Gene Ontology annotation, molecular function: zinc ion binding; DNA binding; DNA-directed RNA polymerase activity. The transcript has a single exon. Gene Ontology annotation, cellular component: RNA polymerase III complex; RNA polymerase II, core complex; RNA polymerase I complex. The record is from RefSeq and is a predicted model, not a curated record. Gene Ontology annotation, biological process: DNA-templated transcription. The coding region runs from base 1 to 177 and encodes 58 amino acids.